AAUCCGAAUAUUAUCGAGCUUCAACGAUUGUUCACGAUAAGGCUCCGAAACCGUAACGAGCGUGUUCCGGAGGUUCAUAGCAACACAAGAUGGCGUCCAUAUCGAUGAAAUAAAAGUGAAUGAAAGUCGUUUAUUUUGUAAAUAUCAUCGAAAAAUAUGGUUAUUCUUCAUAUAAAGAAAGGAGACGAAAGUCAGUUUCUUUAUGACACUACAUGUCAAGCUAAACUUUCUGAAUUGAUACCAGAACUUAUAGAGAUAUACAACGGAAGGCUGAAAAUAGAGCGAUUGAAUUAUGAGUUAGAAGAAUUAGGGAAACAUGGAAUAACUUUGCCACCAAAUAUGCAAGGUUUAACGGAAGAUCAGAUUACUGAUUUAAAACUACGCGACAGUUGGGCUGAUAAGUGUGUACCAAGCGGUGGUUUUAGAGAAGUAAAAGAUCCUAUGAGUAAAAGAAAUGGCCAAGCACCAAUGGAAAAUAUGACAGAAAUAAUCAACAGAACAAGAAGUGAAGCCAUGGCUGAUAUAGCAAAGGAGAAUGUGACAGCAAAGCAAUCUCUGACAAAAGAAACAAUUAAAGAUGCACUGGACAAGCUACGAGGUGCUGUUACGAUUGCGUAUCCAAUGGGAUUACCUCCUCAUGAUCCAAUAAAAGAAGAAUUUGAAGAUACAGAAGAUCUUUCUGGUACACAGGCAUCACUUCAGGUCCUGGACAAAGGUACAGGUCAGUUAUGGUGGGCAGGAAAAGAACUUGUUAGAGAGAAGAAACUUGAAGAUUAUAUUGGAAAGAAUGAGAAAACCAAAAUUGUUGUUAAACUUCAAAAGAAAGGUCAAGGCGUGCCAAGCAGAGAACCAGUAUUCACUGAAGAAGAUAAAAAACAAAUGAUGUCAUAUGCUUACAAGAAACAAGAAGAAAUGAAGAAAUUAGAAACAGAUGAUGAUGUGUCAUAUAUGAACUCUGCUUGGGCUGAUCCACAUUCCUUAAAGCGACAAUUCCAGGGAGUUAGAGAUGUCAAGUGGAAGCCAUGAUAAAGACUGUGUGUGUAAAAACAGAUUAUCUUUUGGUGAUAGAACUCAGAAAAUAUAUUCCUCAUCACUACCUUUCCAACUAACUCAAAUACAAACAUUUCUACUAAAGAUAAAACAUUUGCUUAUGGUCUGUACUUAAGAUAACAAUAAACCUAUACAAUUCACAUUGGGAAUCGAGGAGGAGGUCAUAAUUUGAAACCAAUCUUUCACAGCAAAAACAACAUUACAUCACAUUUAAUAAUAACAUGAAACAUUACAACUCAUGAUACUGAUAAAGA
This is a messenger RNA of Dendronephthya gigantea, 1304 nucleotides long. Its product is annotated as cilia- and flagella-associated protein 298-A-like. Lineage: Eukaryota; Metazoa; Cnidaria; Anthozoa; Malacalcyonacea; Nephtheidae. Gene Ontology annotation, biological process: regulation of cilium movement. The transcript has 7 exons. Bases 157 to 1026 code for a protein of 289 amino acids. The record is from RefSeq and is a predicted model, not a curated record.